UUCUGCGGAAGAGGCGGGUUUAGCCCGGAAGGAAGUCAGGUGUUGACGGCUGUGUUGUCGUACGGCCUGUAGCUAGGGUCUCCGUCCAGCCUCACGGUUGGCCCUUUCAGUGGGCUGGUUCCCGGCCCAGGACCGGACCGGCCCAUUCCGGGUGAGACUGCUGUGGUGACUGCUCGCCGCCAUGCACGACGCCUUCGAGCCAGUGCCAAUACUAGAAAAGCUGCCUCUGCAGAUCGACUGUCUGGCUGCCUGGGAGGAAUGGCUUCUUGUUGGCACCAAACAAGGACAUCUUCUUCUCUAUAGGAUCCGGAAGGACACUGGUUGCAACAGGUUUGAAGUGACACUAGAGAAAUCCAAUAAAAACUUCUCCAAAAAGAUUCAGCAGAUCCAUGUGGUUUCCCAGUUUAAGAUUCUGGUCAGCUUGUUAGAAAAUAACAUUUAUGUCCAUGACUUACUGACAUUUCAACAAAUCACUACGGUUUCAAAGGCAAAGGGAGCCUCACUGUUCACAUGUGACCUCCAGCACACAGAGACCGGUGAGGAGGUGCUGCGGAUGUGUGUGGCCGUGAAAAAGAAGCUGCAGCUCUACUUCUGGAAGGACAGGGAAUUCCAUGAAUUGCAGGGGGACUUUAGUGUACCAGAUGUGCCCAAGUCCAUGGCCUGGUGCGAAAAUUCUAUCUGUGUGGGUUUCAAGAGAGACUACUACCUAAUAAGGGUGGAUGGAAAAGGGUCCAUCAAAGAGCUCUUUCCAACAGGAAAACAGCUGGAGCCAUUAGUUGCACCUCUGGCGGAUGGAAAAGUGGCUGUGGGUCAGGAUGAUCUCACCGUGGUGCUCAAUGAGGAGGGGAUCUGCACACAGAAAUGUGCCUUGAACUGGACAGACAUACCAGUGGCCAUGGAGCACCAGCCUCCCUACAUCGUUGCAGUUUUACCUCGAUAUGUGGAGAUCCGAACAUUUGAACCAAGGCUUCUGGUCCAGAGCACUGAAUUGCAAAGGCCCCGCUUCAUUACCUCGGGAGGAUCAAACAUUAUCUAUGUGGCCAGCAAUCAUUUUGUUUGGAGACUCAUUCCUGUCCCCAUGGCAACCCAAAUCCAACAGCUUCUCCAGGACAAGCAGUUUGAAUUGGCUCUACAACUCGCAUGGCAGAAACGAAGCCAGUUGGUGAAGAAGCUGAAUGACUCUGAUCACCAAUCUAGCACCUCCCCGCUUAUGGAAGGCACUCCCACCAUCAAAUCCAAGAAGAAGCUGUUGCAAAUCAUUGACACCACCCUGCUCAAGUGCUACCUCCAUACAAAUGUGGCCCUGGUGGCCCCUCUGCUGCGCCUGGAGAACAACCACUGCCACAUCGAGGAGAGCGAGCACGUGCUGAAGAAGGCGCACAAGUACAGCGAGCUGAUCAUCCUCUACGAGAAGAAGGGGCUCCAUGAGAAAGCUCUGCAGGUGCUGGUGGACCAGUCCAAGAAGGCCAACUCGCCUCUGAAAGGCCACGAGAGGACAGUGCAGUAUCUGCAGCAUUUGGGCACAGAAAACCUGCAUUUGAUUUUUUCCUACUCCGUGUGGGUGCUGCGAGACUUCCCAGAGGAUGGCCUGAAGAUCUUUACCGAAGACCUCCCGGAGGUGGAGUCUCUGCCACGUGACCGAGUGCUUGGCUUCUUAGUGGAGAAUUUUAAGGGUCUGGCUAUUCCUUAUCUGGAACAUGUCAUCCACGUUUGGGAGGAGACAGGCUCUCGGUUCCACAACUGCCUGAUCCAGCUGUACUGUGAGAAGGUGCAAGGUCUGAUGAAGGAGUAUCUCCUGUCCUUCCCUGCAGGCAAAACUCCAGUUCCUGCUGGAGAGGAAGAGGGUGAGCUGGGAGAAUACCGACGGAAGCUCCUUAUGUUCUUGGAAAUUUCUGGCUACUAUGAUCCAGGCCGGCUAAUCUGUGACUUUCCUUUUGAUGGCCUCUUAGAAGAGCGCGCACUGCUGCUGGGCCGCAUGGGGAAGCACGAGCAAGCGCUCUUCAUCUACGUGCACAUCCUGAAGGACACAAAGAUGGCCGAGGAGUACUGCCACAAGCAUUACGACCAAAACAGAGAUGGCAGCAAAGACGUGUAUCUGUCCCUGCUCCGGAUGUACCUGUCGCCCCCCAGUGUUCACUGCCUGGGACCAAUCAAGCUGGAACUGCUGGAGCCACAAGCCAACCUCCAGGCCGCCCUGCAGGUCCUUGAGCUGCACCAUAGCAAGCUGGACACCACCAAGGCCAUCAACCUUCUACCAGCAAACACUCAGAUUAACGAUAUACGCAUCUUUCUGGAAAAGGUCUUGGAAGAAAAUGCACAAAAAAAACGGUUCAAUCAAGUGCUCAAGAACCUUCUCCAUGCAGAAUUUCUGAGGGUCCAGGAAGAGCGGAUUUUACACCAGCAGGUGAAAUGCAUCAUCACGGAGGAGAAGGUCUGCAUGGUGUGUAAGAAGAAGAUUGGGAACAGUGCAUUUGCAAGAUACCCCAACGGAGUGGUCGUGCACUACUUCUGUUCCAAAGAGGUCAACCCGGCUGACACCUGAGCCCAGCAUGCCAGGGACUCUUCUCAUGGACAGUCGGCUAUCCCAGAGAAGGGAAGGAGCACCGGCCUUAGAAAUGGGAGGCUGCUUCCACCACCAGGUGUCUCCCCAUUUGGACACUCCUGGCUACCUUGAGCCCUGGAACAUCUCUGAGUUUAUCAGACUUGUGGUCUGGUGUUACCAGCUUUUUGAUAGAAAAAAGAGAUUAGCUAUACCUUAUAUACCAUUGUGUUGCAGGCAAUUUCGGAGAAUUUACUACCUGCUUGGACGGGAGGAGGUGGGGAAGGCCAUUGUCCUGCCUUUGCACACCAAUCACCUGAACAAGGAAAGUGUCUCAAGUGUCUGUAACCCUGAGAUUGUUUAUGCAGAGUUUUCUUUUAAGACACAUGCAAGACUUGGUGUGGAGCCCCCUGCGCGGUGGCCUGGAGCCUGGGAGGAGAGCCUUCCUAGAGCUCCUCUUGCCAUGCGGGCCGGCCCUGGCUCUCCAGGUGAUGACAGUCAUUUCUCUGUAGGCGCCAGGGCCCCUGUCCCCCGGGUUCUGCCCGCUCAUCAUGUCCUGUUUCAGUCUCCGUUUCGUCCUCACUAUUGAUUUUCUUCCUUUAUCUCUCCCCUCACUGCUUCCCCCGACGCUUUGUCUCCCGUUUUCCCCACACCGGGGAUAACUAAUACUUAAGGUAAAAUGAGAAGCAAGAGGAAGUCUCAGUUUCCAGGGUACACUGACAACUGAUUGUCAGGUAUGUUGUAAAUAGGUCCUCCUUGGACUGAGAGCUCUGUGCCUAGAAGCUUAGGGGAGCGUCGUCCUCCCUCCCCCGGGGCCAAGUGUGACAGUGGUUCUCAGGAUGGCCUGCACUGGGCAUAUGACCUCUUAGGCAGACACCUGCGGAGGCGCCCGCUCCUGGGUUACCCACCAGCCGCCCAGGACAGGUUUGCUUGGUCUCUGUGAGCCGAGUGCUUUGUGCUUUGGCACCUUUCUCUUUGCAGCCAGUGUCGUCCGCUUACCUCGCGGUUGGCCUGGCCGUCCUUCUCCAGCUUUGUUGUGCAGGGGUUGGAGGACUGCGCCGGCCUGUUGUAGGUAGGGGGGGUCUCUGUUACACGACCGAUCAGAUCAGGAGCUGACGGGAUGGGAGGUCGGGCAUGCUUGUGAGGUGCCCGGGGACAGCCGAAAGCGCGCGGGAGGUGGCCGCGGCAGCCGCACACGGGUUUAUGAAGGAACUCAGCGCCAGAUCCCCGGAGCACUUGUAGGGGGCAGGGAGACACCCCCCCGCCCAGGGCACUGGAGGCACACAGGAGGAGUGUCUAGCACAGCAGACCACAGACCGACGGGGAGAGCGGCCCUGCAUCCUGUCCUCCCUGGGGUCUUGCAGACUCAGUCUUGAUGCUACUGUGUUUUUAAUGGUGGGAAGGGUGGGCGAUGGUGCCCAGCCCUGACAGUGUUUGAGUAGCCUGGCCUUGACAGGUCUUGGUUCUUUGUAAACCACAGCACCGCGCCAUGUGGGGUCUGUGUCGUAGGCCGCCUUGUGGGUGUUGUAGACUAGGCGCCUCCCAGGCACACUGCCCACGGAGGGUUCGGAAGUACAGAGUGCAUGCCCUCAGCAUCACACACACAGACAGGGACUCUGCUCAGGUCUGGAAGGCAGAGUAGCACUUCGGAAGAGCUGUGUCCCACUUGGCCAUACCAACCCGCGAGAAGCCAUGCUGCCCUUGGACCUGUUUGCACCAGCUCAAAGGAGCUUCCCCUGGGAGCAGCAGUGAAAUCAUCAGGCCAGCCCUCUGUGCAGCAGAAACCCGCCCCACCCCGCCCCGCGAACCCUGUCUUCCCGGCUUGCUGUGUUUGUAUCUUCCAUUCCCACAACCUGUGUGGCACAUCUGUUUGAAGCAAUAGAAUAAAGAACGUGUGUUUUCUUCCUUCUGGAAUACAUACACGACCCAGUUUUCCCAGACUCCAUUCUUCCUUCCCUAGGCUCUCUUUGCCCUCUCUGGAGGUAUGGAGAAGGCUAGAGAUGAAAGCUCUGUAAUGACUCAUGAGGAUCUCUCAUAAUAAACAUCAGAAAGCAAGAAA
This is a messenger RNA of Leptonychotes weddellii (Weddell seal), 4598 nucleotides long. The record is from RefSeq and is a predicted model, not a curated record. Lineage: Eukaryota; Metazoa; Chordata; Mammalia; Carnivora; Phocidae.